Salvelinus fontinalis (brook trout) is the source of this 3072-nucleotide messenger RNA. RefSeq names its product phospholipase A and acyltransferase 3-like. Gene Ontology annotation, biological process: N-acylphosphatidylethanolamine metabolic process. Gene Ontology annotation, molecular function: A2-type glycerophospholipase activity; glycerophospholipid phospholipase A1 activity. The transcript is spliced from 6 exons. NCBI's taxonomy places the organism in Eukaryota, Metazoa, Chordata, Actinopteri, Salmoniformes, Salmonidae. The record is from RefSeq and is a predicted model, not a curated record. Gene Ontology annotation, cellular component: cytoplasm. Bases 154 to 672 code for a protein of 172 amino acids.
UUUUGAGUCAGCUGAUCGUUGACGUCUGCUGCUGACUUCUGUGUUCGAGGUGAAAGCAAGCAACAUCGAGGGCACGACACCGAAUUUACUGAUUGAGAUCGAAGCUCAGUAAAGGGAAAUCAAAGCUGUGUAAAGGAAAUAACAGGCUCCAACAUGGCUCCAACAUUGUAUGAUAAGAAGCCGGAGCCAGGGGAUCUGAUAGAGAUAUUCAGAGGGAACUACCAGCACUGGGCUUUGUACGUUGGUGACGGUUUUGUUGUUCACCUGGCCCCACCCUCCGAGGGACCUGGGGCCAGGGCCAACAGCAUGAUGUCUGUGCUCAGUGACAAGGCUAAGGUGAAGAAGGAAGAGAUCUGGGAUGUGGUGGGGCAUGAUCAGUGGUGUGUAAACAACCAGCUGGAUGAGAAGUACCAGGUCAGACCCAUACGUGAGAUACUGAGGGAAGCCCAGGCCUAUGUGGACCAGGAGAUGCCCUACUGUGUCUUCAGGGGGAACUGUGAGCACUUUGUCACAGAGCUGAGAUAUGGGAAGGCUGAGUCUCGACAGGUUCGUCAGGCUGUGGGAAUGGCCACAAUGGUGGGCCUCGGAUUCCUUGCUGUUGCAGGUAUCGUGGCCAUCUUUGGAGGUGGAAGCAAGAAGAAGAAGAAUGAAGAAGAAGAAGAAUAUAAGUGACCAACUGUAUAAUAGCUUCCUGAGCAGCCAGUCACCAAUAAGCCUAAUAGAUUAAUUAUUUAACUCCAGUACUGCCAUCGUCAGUUGUAUAAUUCUGGGGAUUUCAGAAGGAAGGGUUGAGUAUUUCCAUAAUAUUUACAUUUUUUACAGUUACACAGACAUGAAUUGAAAGCACAAAAGGAGGAAACGUGUCUGGUUAUAAUUCCAAGGUAUACAGCCUUGGAGGGGCCAUAACCUUGCAGGCUGCUAGACUAAGCUAGCUGUUUUAAAAAAUGUUGUCAGUUACUUAUAAGCUAUGAAGUUUCCCUACUAUAGUUUUAACAUAUUUAUGUAGACUCUUUAUAAUAUAAGCUAUGAAGUUUCCCUACUAUAGUUUUAACAUAUUUAUGUAGACUCUUUAUAAUGGGAUAAAAUGGUAUUCCACUGAAGUUCUAAUAUUUCUAUCAUGAAGCAAAUUGUCUAUAGGACCCAGGGCUCUCGAGUGGCACAGCCGUCCACGGCACUGCAUCUCAGUGCUAGAUGCAGCACUACAAACCCUGGUUCGAUUCCAGGCUGUAUCAUAACCGGUGCACAAUUGGCCCAGCGUCGUUAGGGUUUGGCCAAAUAAGAAUUUGUUCUUAACUGACUUGCCUCGUUAAAUAAAAAUAAAUAAAAGGACCCACAGAACUACUCCUGGUUAGGGUUGAAGUGGAUACAUCUAAUGCUGCUUAUAUCGCUUUGUAAUGACUGACAGCAUUAUGAACAGGUGCAUCAAAGCUGGGACCGAGAAGCUGUUUUUCAGUCUCUAUCUCAAGUUCAUCAGACUGUUAAAUAGCCAUCAGUAGCACCUUAGAGGCUGCUGCCCUAUAAACGGUUGAAGUCGGAAGUUUACAUACACCUUAGCCAAAUACAUUUAAACUCAGUUUUCCACAAUUCCUGACAUUUAAUCCAAGUAAACAAUUCCCUGUCUUAGGUCAGUUAGGAUCACCACUUUAUUUUAAGAAUGUGAAAUGUCAGAAUAAUAGUAGAGAUUUAUUUCAGCUUUUAUUUCUUUCAUCACACUCCCAGUGAGCCAGAAGUUUACAUACACUCAAUUAGUAUUUGGCAGCAUUGCCUUUAAAUUGUUUAACUUGGGUCAACUUCCACAAGCUUCCCACAAUAAGUUGGGUGAAUUUUGGCCCAUUCCUCCUGACAGAGCUGGUGUAACUGAGUCAGGUUUGUAGGCCUCCUUGCUCGCACAUGUGUUCCUUGCUCAUGAUGCCAUCUAUUUUGUGAAGUGCACCAGUCCCUCCUGCAGCAAAGCACCCCCACAGCAUGAUGCUGCCACCCCCGUGCUUCACGGUAGGGAUGGUGUUCUUCGGCUUGCAAGCUUCCCCGUUUUUCCUCCAACCAUAAUGAUGGUCAUUAUGGCCAAACAGUUCUAUUUUUGUUUCAUCAGACCAGAGGACAUUUCUCCAAAAAGUACGUUCUUUGUCCCCAUGUGCAGUUGCAAACCGUAGUCCGGCUUUUUUAUGCCGGUUUCGGAGCAGUGGCUUCUUGCUGAGCGGCCUUUCAGGUUAUGUCGAUAUAGGACUCGUUUUACUGUGGAUAUAAAUACUUUUGUACCUGUUUCCUCCAGGAUCUUCACAAGGUCCUUUGCUGUUGUUCUGGGAAUGAUUUGCACUUUUCGCACUAAAGUACGUUAAUUUCUAGCAGACUGGACGCUUCUCCUUCCUGAGCAGUAUGACGGCUGCAUGGUCCCAUGGUGUUUAUACUUGCGUACUAUUGUUUGUACAGAUGAACGUCAUACCUUCAGGUGUUUGGAAAUUGUUCCCAAGGAUGAACCAGACUUGUGGAGCUCUAGAAUUUUUUUUCUGCAGUCUUGGUUGAUUUCUUUUGAUUGUCCCAUAAUGUCAAGCAAAGAGGCACUGAGUUUGAAGGUAGGCCUUGAAAUACAUCCACAGGUACACCUCCAAUUGACUCAAAUGAUGUCAAUUAGCGUAUCAGAAGCUUCUAAAGCCAUGACAUCAUUUUAUUAAAUUUUCCAAGCUGUUUAAAAGCACAGUCAACUUAGUGUAUGUAAACUUCUGACCCACUGGAAUUGUGAUACAGUCAAUUAUAAGUGAAAUAAUCUCUGUAAACAAUUGUUGGAAAAAUUACUUGUGUCAUGCACAAAGUAGAUGUCCUAACCGUCUUGCCAAAACUAUAGUUUGUUAACAAAUCUGUGGAGUGGUUGAAAAACGAGUUUUAAUGACUCCAAUCUGAGUGUAGGUAAACUUCCUACUUCAACUGUACAUAGACUUUAAAUCACUGUCCACUUUAAUAAUGGAACACUGGUCACUUUAAUAAUGUAACAUAUUUUGCUUUACUCAUCUCAUAUGUAUAUACUGUGUUCUACUAUACACUGCUCAAAAAAAUUAAGGGAACACUUAAACAACACAA